AUGUCACCCACACAAGAUACUUACGAUUUCAUUAUUGUUGGAGGUGGCCCGGCUGGAUGUGCCCUUGCGGCAUCCCUAGCCAAAUCAGCCAAAAGGCCUAGCGUGCUUCUGCUAGAGGCUGGUGGGCGUAAUGAUGACCCAUCCUUGCGGGUUGAUGGGAAACGAUGGACGACCUUCCAGAUGGAGGACAUGAACUGGGGAUACAAAACCGUCCCGCAGGAGCACUUGAACGGCCGCAAACUCGACUAUUCUCGCGGCAAAGGUCUGGGAGGUAGCACCGCUAUCAAUUUCGGUGUGUACAUCACCGGGGCACAGGAUGACUACGACGAAUGGGCCGCAGAGGUCGGGGACGACACUUUCAGGUGGGAGAAUAUGCAACGCCGGUUCAAAAAACUAGAGUCGUUUGAUACAACAGUUCAUGUGCCCGAACACGAAAAAUAUGUGAAACCCAAGGCCUCCGAUCAUGGAUCUCAGGGUGCCCUACGCUUGGCCUUUCCAAGAGAGUGGGAGAAAGACGUGCCACUCGUGCUAGAUGCCUAUGAGCAAGCAGGCCUUGAACGAAACCUAGAUCAUAACUCGGGAAAUCCUCUCGGUAUGGCAUUGAUGGUCAACUCAUCUUACCAGGGACAAAGGAUAACUGCAGCCGAUUUGCUGAUUGGUGUCCCGGACAACCUACUUGUUCUAACCGAGAGCCCCGUGCAGCGGGUUAUCUUGCAGGACAAGAAAGCAGUGGGAGUGGAAGUAUGUGGAAAGCAAUACCUCUCAGCGAAGGAAGUUAUCUUGUCAGCAGGCAGUCUCGACAGCCCUAAAAUCUUGAUGCACUCUGGGAUUGGACCAGCCGCACAGCUCCAGAGUUUCAAUAUUCCAGUCGUUCAAGACCUCCAAGCAGUCGGUCAAGGUCUUAAAGACCACUACUUCGCUCCACUCAUUGUGGCGCGAAAGCCCGAGACCAAUGACCGCAAUGCGUUUUAUCAGGAUGAAGCGGUCAUGAAUGCUGCAUCUGAGCUAUGGCAAGCAACUCACACCGGCCCUUGGGCUCGAUAUGGCUGUCAACUUACAGGUGGAUGGUUCAAGUCGGACCGUAUAACGUCUUCCGAUGAGUUUAAAGCAUUACCGAAGUCAGCCCAGGACUUCAUGAACCGCAAGACGAUUCCACAUUACGAAAUCACGUCCCAUUUGCCUAUCCAUUUGAUCUCUCCCGAACUAUUCCAAGACUAUAGCUACGUCUGCUUUGCAGUCUUCAUGAUGAAUGAGCAAUCAAGUGGCGAAGUUCAUCUCCAGUCAUCCAACCCGGACGACCCUUUGUUGUUUGAUCCGAAGUUCCUCGAGCACCCGUUUGAUCGUCAAGCCUGCAUCCAGAUCUAUCGGCAUCUCAUGGAUAUUGCAAAGCAUCCUGCAUUUGCAAAAGACACAGUCUCCACUAUCGUUUCACCGUCUUCUGAAUCGGAUGAGGACAUCCUGGAAUUCUGGAAAAACAACCUCUCCUCGAGCUGGCAUAUGACGGGCACUGUGAAGAUGGGAAAGCCGGGUAAUGCUGAGGCGGCUGUCGACAGCCAGUUCCGUGUCUUUGGCAUUGAACAUCUCCGCGUUGCCGACAUGAGCGUCGUUCCCGUUCUCACCAACAACCACACGCAGGCCACGGCCUAUGUCACAGGGUCUACUUGUGCGGACGUGUUAAUUCAAGAAUACGCACUGGAUGCUUUGUAG
Molecule: messenger RNA, 1707 nt
Organism: Penicillium lagena
Lineage: Eukaryota; Fungi; Ascomycota; Eurotiomycetes; Eurotiales; Aspergillaceae
Product: GMC family oxidoreductase
Exons: 3
Coding region: 1-1707 (568 amino acids)
Molecular function (GO): oxidoreductase activity, acting on CH-OH group of donors; flavin adenine dinucleotide binding
Source: RefSeq, a predicted model, not a curated record